GCAAAUGAAAACUAGCCCAGUGUAGUGCUGAAUUUAUAUUCGGACCAAUCGAAUGAACUGAACGAGUUCAAGAAAUGUUGCAUUAACGUUUCUGACAGUACAAUUUGACAUAGCACCAAAGUGAUUCUGCACUCACACCAUGACUACGUUUACACCGUGCACUUAGGCCGCGGCCUAUACAAUAGAUGUCCUUAUUUAUCCUGGCAGCAAUAGAGCAGAAUCAGUGCACGUAUGCCGAAUUCGCCAUUUGACAAUUUGAGGGGGGAGAAAGACAGGAGAAAGACAGUCGGAAACAGCAAUCAACAGCAAUGGAUAAAGUUUUUAGAUCGUUCCAUACGAGCCGGCCGGCAUUGUAUAGAACAUUGACAAACGAGCAAUGUACGCAGACAUUCAAUAAACUUGUGAAGCAAAAUGUAUCUGCCGUCAGUAGAAUGUUAUUGGCGCAAGAAUAUUCAACAGUUCUCCCCAUUGGUGUUAGACACUUACAUGGCAAUGGAACAGUUUGUACACUAUCCCCUAAACGCAGUCCUCUGAUACAUAGCCAACAAAGACGUAGCAUGUUUAUCCAAACACAAGAUACACCAAACCCAAAUAGUCUGAAAUUUAUCCCAGGAGUGUCAGUAUUAGGGGAAGGAUGUACGAAAGAUUUUCCAAGCGCUAAGGAUGCAUACUGCUCGCCACUUGCAAAAAUGUUAUUUCGUAUCGAGGGAGUAAAAGCAAUAUUUUUUGGACCAGACUUCAUCACGGUUACAAAAGUCGAUGAGGACGUAGAAUGGAAGUUAUUGAAGCCAGAGGUAUUUGCUACUAUUAUGGAUUUUUUUGCAAGCGGAUUGCCAGUCAUGGAUGAAACUUCUCAGCCUGCAGCGGAUACACAAAUCAAUGCGGAAGAUGACGAGGUUGUUCAGAUGAUAAAGGAAUUAUUGGAUACACGAAUACGUCCCACAGUACAGGAAGAUGGUGGUGACAUUGUAUUUAUGGGUUUUGAGGAGGGUAUUGUGAAAUUAAAAAUGCAAGGUUCAUGUACCAAUUGUCCAAGCUCGGUAGUAACAUUGAGGAACGGUGUACAAAAUAUGAUGCAAUUCUACAUCCCUGAAGUACUCGGAGUUAUACAAGUACAGGAUGAGACGGAGAAGAUUGCCGAAAAAGAAUUUCAGAAAUUCGAACAAAACAUUAAUAAAAUGGAUGAAAGUAAAGACAAAUAG
Molecule: messenger RNA, 1202 nt
Organism: Mycetomoellerius zeteki
Lineage: Eukaryota; Metazoa; Arthropoda; Insecta; Hymenoptera; Formicidae
Product: NFU1 iron-sulfur cluster scaffold homolog, mitochondrial
Exons: 6
Coding region: 309-1202 (297 amino acids)
Biological process (GO): iron-sulfur cluster assembly
Cellular component (GO): mitochondrion
Molecular function (GO): iron ion binding; iron-sulfur cluster binding
Source: RefSeq, a predicted model, not a curated record